This is a messenger RNA of Sphaeramia orbicularis (orbiculate cardinalfish), 1339 nucleotides long. It is a transcript of the gene nudt18, whose product is annotated as nudix (nucleoside diphosphate linked moiety X)-type motif 18. The transcript is spliced from 8 exons. The coding region runs from base 137 to 1204 and encodes 355 amino acids. Gene Ontology annotation, molecular function: 8-oxo-GDP phosphatase activity; 8-oxo-dGDP phosphatase activity. Lineage: Eukaryota; Metazoa; Chordata; Actinopteri; Kurtiformes; Apogonidae. The record is from RefSeq and is a predicted model, not a curated record.
UCAGGACACCGAGCAGAGACCGGUGAUCAGUGUUAGUCUGUACCGGAAGGACCGGCACCGGCACCGGCACCGGCACCGGACCGACAGGGUCUGGAGCCGAACCCGAACCCUGUGAUCUGGACCGGAAAAAGCAGUCAUGGAGCAGCAGUGUGCUCAGGUGGACGGUCAGCUGGAGUGUGUGGUCAGCAGUCAGGGGUCAGAGGUCAGUGUGUGUGAUGUGGAUGGUCAGCUGGAGCGUGUCGUCAGCGGUCAGGGGUCAGAGGUCAGUGUGGUGGACGUGGCUCUGGAACUCAGUAAACCGGCAACACUAAGGAAGAACGUCACCUACAUCGUAUGUGCUGUUAUCUUCAACCACAAGGAGGAGGUGCUGAUGGUGCAGGAGGCCAAACAGGACUGUUAUAAGCAGUGGUACCUGCCAGCAGGACGGGUGGAGGUGGGGGAGAGUCUGGAGGAGGCACUGAGGAGGGAGGUGAAGGAGGAGGCGGGCUUCGACUGUGAACCAAUCACGUUGCUGCUGAUCCAGGAACAGGGCCCUCAGUGGAUCCGCUUCAUCUUCCUGGCCAAGGUCACAGGUGGCAGUCUGAAGGCUCUGGCGGCGGCAGACCAGGAGUCCCUGCAGGCGUCCUGGUGGGACAGACAGAGCACGCUCCCUCUGAGAGGACGGGACAUCCUGCGCCUCAUCGACUGUGGACUCAGGUACAGUCGGGAACCCUGGCAUCCAGUGACACUGCCCCUGGACCUGAGCUGUCGUCAUGUGGUUCUGAGGAUGGUCCUGGUCUACACCAACACCCAGGACCAGAUCUGGGUCCUGCUCAUCAGAGUCCCUGUCCUCCACCUCCCCGUGGCGGCAGCGGUGAAGACCCACGCGGUGACGUGGGUGGCCAACAUGGUGGUGCAGGAGGCGCUGCCGUCUUCGUACUACGACCACGACGUCAACACGCUGGGCGUGUUCAGCCUGCAGCACAGUGGGCGGGAACACGGCAAGACGGACGGCGUGUGCUUCAAUGCGCUGGUGGCGCUGGUUCCGGACUAUGUCCAACGAAACGAGGACGGAGAGAAGGAGGAGCACACGCCGACGGGACGACCUCCGCCUGUGGAAAACCCCCGAUACGUCUGGUACGAAGUCCAGAAACAGAGUCUGAGAGAACAACUGCACGAGAAGAUUAGAAGAACCAGGAUUUUACCGCUGCACAGCCUGUUCUGACCAAUGAGAGGACAGGAAACACACACACAGCCUGUUCUGACCAAUGAGAGGACAGGAAACACACACACAGCCUGUUCUGACCAAUGAGAGGACAGGAAACACACACACAGCCUGUUCUGACCAAUGAGAGGACAG